CCAAUAAUACCAGCCAAGAAGCGAGCGCUGCAAAAAGUUAAAAAGGAAAGAAUGGAUACAUUGAAUGAUUUGAAAGAAAAGACGCAUCAGGAUGAUAUAUCACACCUUCUAAUUUUAAAUAAAAAGACUCAAAAUAUCGAACCACAGUUGUUUGCGACAGAGCUUGAAAAGUUUUCACCAUACCGAAAUCGGAUAACAUCUAGCAUUCAUCAUCAGCAAGCAUUGUUAGAGGAAUUAACAGUUUUUUAUAAAAACUUGGUAGGAGGAGAAGAAGCACGAAUACUUCAAGAUCGAUGGGAACAAGCAGAGCGAAGGAAAAAAGAAGUUUGUGAACGAUUAAAAAAAGCAAAGGACAAUUAUUUGGAAGUCAAGGAUGGAUUGAGAAAAGGGAUUCAAUUUUACGUUGAUCUGAAUGAUUUGAUUGAGAAUCUUUCAAAAACUGUGCACCAAUUUGCAAGGACUCGCCAGCAAGAACGAGAAGAUUUGAUUCAAUCGAUUCAAAAUCAAGAAGAACUACGAAUAAAAAGCCAAAUGAACAAAUUGAACGUGGCAAAUGUAACGAUGCCUAAUACAAGGAGUAUAUCCUACGAUACAUCAGCACAUUUAUCUGAAGAAUUGAACAAAUUGUCACUCAACGCUGGGGUUCCUGGUACGAAUAUUUAUACAGCCAAUAAUACCAGCCAAGAAGCGAGCGCUGCAAAUGUUCCAGCCAACAUUUCAACGUUCUAUGACAAUACCAUUCCCUCAACCGUACAAUCAUUUUCAGUUCAAGAAUCAUACCCUGCACCUUCAGCACCAUCACAAGUUAGUUCUUCUGCACAAUCACAUAUUAGUCCUUCAGCACCAUCACAUAUUAGUCCUUCAGCACCAUCACAUAUUAGUCCUUCAGCACCAUCACAUAUUAGUCCUUCAGCACCAUCAUAUAUUAGUCCUUCUGCACCAUCACAUGUUAAUUCUUCUGCACCGUCACAUGUUAAUCCUUCUGCACCGUCACAUGUUAAUCCUUCGGCACCGUCACAUGUUAAUCCUUCGGCACCGUCACAUGUUAGCCCUUCGGCACCGUCAUGUGUUAGCCCUUCGGCACCACCACCAAUAACAGUACCCGGUUCACCAACAUCUCAUAAUCCCUAUUAUUCGCAAACGCCUCAACGAAUUGUUACGCAAUCAUCUAUCGGAUAUUCAAUGCAACCAAUGUCACCAAAGACACAAGGUCCACCCGUUCCUCCUUUACCUACAGAAUAUCAACAAAAUAGUGUUUAUAUUCCUUUUCAAUCAGACAUUCAACGUUCAUAUCAACCGAUUGUUCAUUCUAUGAGUAGUCAAUCAGUGACACCACAACAACAAUCUCUUUCAAGACCAUCUAGUAUAUAUGGAACUUCAUUACCAUCUCAACCUAACUACUCACAAACAAAUCAUCGUUAUUCUCAACAACAGCCACCCCAACAGUUGCCUCAAUUGCCGGCGCAACACCGUCAAUCGACUUAUGAUAGUUUUGCAUCACCUUUGCAAAGUGGCUACAUUCCACCACCUUCAGGCUUACAUCAAUCUCAAGUUCCUCCUGCACAACAGCAAUAUUCUUCGCCUGUACCUGUGGCUCAACCACAACAAUACAAUGUGCAGACUAUGCAGAGACCACAAUUUAGCCAACCCCCUCAAAUGUUGCCAACACAACAACCACAAAAUUUUUAUCAAACAAAUCCAAUUCCAUCACAAGUUCAGCAACCUGCAGUAGGAUAUUAUCAUAAUUCUGCACAACCUGUUCCCAUCCAACAGGGAAAUUAUCCCCCAACGACCGGUCCACAACAACCUAGUCAUGGUUAUCAGCAAGCACCUUAUCAUACCCAAUAUCGACCUCCAACAGCACCACCUUCAGGAAAUGAUGGCCCUUCAUUGUUAGAUUAA
This is a messenger RNA of Dentiscutata heterogama, 1902 nucleotides long. NCBI's taxonomy places the organism in Eukaryota, Fungi, Glomeromycota, Glomeromycetes, Diversisporales, Gigasporaceae. The record is from the annotation of a GenBank genome assembly.